AUGCAAGAAACAAGGAGUCAAAUAGAUACUGUAAGACGUAUAGCAAACAAUGCACGUACGGGAUUGGAUACUUUACGAGAAGCACAAAAUACACUAAAGGAAGCAAAUGAUAUUCUUGGCUCAGUAUCAGACAUGCAUGAAGAUUGGCUUAAAGGUAUUGACAAAUCUUUAAAAAAUCACAGUCAGUCUAUUGCUGACUACAAGAAAAGUAUAGAUUUUUUACAUAGUGCUAUGGACGUACAUGAUGGAAGCAUAAGGAACUUACUUAAUGCUAACAAUAACUUACCAGGAACUAUUAAAGCAUUUAUAAAGUCCUUUGUAAAACCUGGUGCUCUAACAUUUAGGUCUUUGAGAGCAAGAGCAUUGAAGUCAAGAGAUGCAGAAACUCCAACAGAACCUACAGAAGGAACUGAAACAACAGAAACUCCAGAAGAACCACCAAAACCAACAGCUAAUGAAAUAUUGUUCGAAUAUUUUCCAAGGUACUCUGUUCUCAUUGCAUACAUUCAAGAAAUACUUAAGAAAGCAGACUUGACUUUAGGAGAUGAUGAAAGUUCUGUAUAUCUUUCGUUCCAGUUUCAAAUAGCAGAACUUUUGAGACAGAUAUGCUUAAUGUAUGACAACAUCUCUGAUUUCACAAGAUAUGAUGACGACCAUGACCCCGAACACGGUGAAGAAGAAGUUUUACAAACAUCCAUUAAGACAGGAAAGGUUUUAA
Molecule: messenger RNA, 718 nt
Organism: Trichomonas vaginalis G3
Lineage: Eukaryota; Parabasalia; Trichomonadida; Trichomonadidae
Product: organellar and viral DNA polymerase type B
Exons: 1
Source: RefSeq, a predicted model, not a curated record